Messenger RNA from Humulus lupulus (European hop), 1293 nucleotides. RefSeq lists its product as uncharacterized. Bases 1 to 1293 code for a protein of 430 amino acids. The transcript is spliced from 3 exons. Lineage: Eukaryota; Viridiplantae; Streptophyta; Magnoliopsida; Rosales; Cannabaceae. The record is from RefSeq and is a predicted model, not a curated record.
AUGGCCAAGAACGAUGCUGUAAUUCAGAGUCAAGUGGCAUCCUUGAGGAAUCUAGAAACUCAGUUGGGGCAGCUUGCUAAUGAGCUAAGGAAUAGACCACAAGGCACCUUGCCUAGUGAUACAGAAAAUCCAAGGAAAGAUGGCAAGGAGCAUUGCAAGGCGGUUACCUUGAGGAGUGGCAAAAAUGUGGAAUUGACUGAGGAUAAUUGUACUAGAAACAACGAGCCCACUUCAAUCCAAAGUAGUGGGGACAAAGGAGACAAAGCUGUGAAAUCAAAAAAUUUAAAUGCUGAUCCUGAAGCAAUUGCUGCAGCAAUUCAUCCACAAAAUGCUACAGGAGAGCCUACAAGCAAGCCACCUCCACCAUUUCCUCAGCGCUUUCAAAGGCAGCAACAAGAUAGUCAAUUCCGGAGAUUUUUAGAUGUUUUGAAACAACUUCACAUCAAUAUACCAUUGGUUGAAGCUUUGGAGAAAAUUCCCAACUAUGUGAAGUUUUUGAAAGAUAUUUUAACUAAAAAGAGGAGGCUUGGUGAAUUUGAAACAGUGGCGUUGACUGAAGGCUGUAAUGCUAUAUUGAAGAGUAAAAUUCCUCCUAAAUUGAAGGAUCCGGGCAACUUCACAAUUCCUUGUUCUAUUGGUGGUAGAGAUGUUGGUAGGGCACUUUGUGACUUGGGGGCUAGUAUCAAUUUGAUGCCCAUGUCAAUUUUCAAGAAGUUGGGGAUAGGAGAAGCGAGACCAACCACAGUAACUUUGCAAUUAGCGGAUCCUUCUAUGGUGCACCCGGAAGGAAAAAUUGAAGAUGUACUUGUUCAAGUUGACAAAUUCAUCUUUCCGGCUGAUUUCAUCAUCCUUGAUUAUGAAGCGGAUAGAGAUUUUCCGGAUGAGGUUGAGGAAUGUUCUAGGCUAAGUGUAAUUGAGUCUAUUGUCACUGAAAAAUUCCAUAAGGAAGCUUGUAAAGAUGGAGUGGGGGUGAGGAGGCCUUUUGAGUCAUUGAAUUUGUCUGAAGGGAAUUUUAAGCCUCCUAAGCCUUCUAUUCAAGAGCCACCAAAGUUAGAGUUGAAGCCCUUGCCUAGUCACUUGAAGUAUGCUUAUUUGAGAGAUAAUGAGACCUUGCUUGUGAUUAUUUCAGCCAUGUUAGGAGCUGAAAAAGAGAGUUUGUUGCUGGCUAUUUUGAAGAAAUACACAAGGGCCAUUGGUUGGACUAUGGCGGAUAUCAAGGGGAUAAGUCCCUCAUUUUGUAUGCACAAAAUUCUGUUGGAGGAUUGCUGUAAUAAUUCUGUUGAGCAGCAGUGA